Messenger RNA from Dufourea novaeangliae, 1691 nucleotides. Its product is annotated as luciferin 4-monooxygenase. The record is from RefSeq and is a predicted model, not a curated record. NCBI's taxonomy places the organism in Eukaryota, Metazoa, Arthropoda, Insecta, Hymenoptera, Halictidae. Gene Ontology annotation, biological process: long-chain fatty acid metabolic process; fatty-acyl-CoA biosynthetic process. Gene Ontology annotation, molecular function: long-chain fatty acid-CoA ligase activity. The transcript is spliced from 6 exons. Bases 64 to 1674 code for a protein of 536 amino acids.
UUACAACGUAUCCAUAAUUAAGUGUAAAUUGAUACGUGAAUUACAGAAUAAUCUAUAUUCAAAAUGCAACAGAAAAAUAUUCUACAUGGUCCACCCGAUACUAUUCCGCAAUUCAAAAAUUUAUCCAUGGGACAAUUACUUUUGAACCAAUUAAGUGUUCAUGGUAAUUGGGUUGCACAGGUAGAUGCUCUCACAGGAAGAAAACAAACAUUUAAAGAAAUUCUGAUUGACAGUCAAAAGCUAGCUGUUGCUCUUGAGAAAGAAGGCUUAAAGAAAAAUGAUCAUAUAGCUAUAUGUAGUGAGAACAAUAUAGAAUUUUGUAUACCAAUGUGUGCAGCGUUUUAUCUAGGGGCUACUGUUUGUCCAUUGAAUCCACUUUAUUCGGAAAGAGAACUGAAACAUGCAUUAACUAUUACAAAACCAAAAUACAUUUUUGUAUCUGCAGUUGGGAUAGUUAACAUACUCAAAAACCACAAUCAGUUAUUCUGGUUGCCAAAGUUGAUAAUGUUAACAGAAUCAAAAGUUAAUAAGUUUCCAACUAUCAAGAGCUUAACAUCAAAUGUAACUGUUGAUAGUAGCUUCCAUGCCUGCGCUGUUGAUGAUGAUCAUGUAUUAGUUAUUCCAUAUUCCAGUGGUACAACAGGCUUGCCAAAAGGAGUAAUGUUAACAAACAAAAAUUUGUUAACAGUGAUAAGGCACUUUGCAGUUUCAACACCUGAGAUAUUAAAUACUAAUGUAAUAACUUUAGCUUUAUUACCAUUCUUCCAUGCAUAUUCUUUCUCUGUGCUUCUUGUAAGACUUGCAUUUGGAAAUAAGAGUAUCAUCUUACCACGUUUCGAUGAAAAAAUGUUUCUACAAACUAUUGAAAAGUAUAGAAUUGAGUAUAUAACUCUUGUACCACCGCUUAUGGUGUUCCUAGCAAAACAUCCUAUUGUGGACAAGUACGAUUUAUCUAGUAUUAAGGAUAUUUGGUGUGGUGCGGCACACUUAUCAGAAGAUAUUGCAAAAAUGGUUGCCGAAAGACUGAAUGUAAGGAGUAUAAAACAAGGGUAUGGAUUAACGGAAACCACUUUGGCUGUAGUUAAAUUGCCAAAUAAUAGUAUGAAAUAUGGAAGCGUAGGGACAUUAGCCCCAGGAACUUCAGCAAAAGUAAUACCAAUAAAUGGAGGUGAAUCAAGCGAACCUCUGGGGCCAAACAAAAUGGGAGAACUAUGUUUCAAAGGAGAUUUAAUUAUGAAAGGAUAUUAUAAUGAUGAAAAAGCUACAGCAGCUACAAUUGAUAAAGAUGGCUGGUUGCAUUCAGGGGAUAUAGGAUAUUACGAUGAACAGUGUUAUUUCUAUGUAGUGGAUCGUUUAAAAGAACUUAUUAAGUACAAAGGAUAUCAAGUUCCACCAGCUGAAUUGGAAGCAUUACUGCUAACAUGCUCUGGAGUUAAAGAUGCAGCAGUUAUUGGGAUACCAAAUGAAGAAGCUGGCGAAUUACCAGCUGCCUUUAUUGUCAAACAGGAUGGAUCCAACAUAACAGCAGAAGACAUUACUAAGUUUGUAAAUGAACGUUUGUCGAGUCAUAAAAGACUUCGAGGCGGCAUCAGAUUCAUUCAAAGUAUUCCUAAAACUGCAUCGGGGAAGAUAUUGCGCAGAGUAUUACGCGACACGUUUAAAUCAAAAUUAUAAAAUGCCGGUACUAGAAG